Chlamydomonas reinhardtii is the source of this 1826-nucleotide messenger RNA. RefSeq lists its product as uncharacterized. Gene Ontology annotation, biological process: polyprenol biosynthetic process. The transcript is spliced from 6 exons. Lineage: Eukaryota; Viridiplantae; Chlorophyta; Chlorophyceae; Chlamydomonadales; Chlamydomonadaceae. Gene Ontology annotation, cellular component: endoplasmic reticulum. The record is from RefSeq and is a predicted model, not a curated record. Bases 82 to 1470 code for a protein of 462 amino acids.
UGUAGUUUUACCAGCAAAUAAUUUCCUUGACAAGCCCAUAAAACCUCUGCGCGCCUCGCCCCACCAACCCUAAGCGCCCUGAUGGCGCGGGCAGGCCCCUGGGGACUGCUGGACGCCUGCGCCAAAGCCGCUGUGACUUGGCUGCGCCGCGCGCUGCUAUUCCUGCUGUACCUGACGGGCCAUGUGCCGGAGCACGUUGCAUUCGUGAUGGACGGCAACCGGCGCUAUGCGGAGCGGCAGCACGUGGACAAAGCCACCGGCCACACGCACGGAUACGGCAAGAUGGUGGAGGUGAUCCACUGGUGCAUGGAGUUGGGCGUGCGGCACAUCAGCGUGUAUGCCUUCAGCAUCGACAACUUCCGGCGCUCGCCGGAGGAGGUGACGGCGCUGAUGCGGCUGGCGGAGGACAAGUAUUUUGAGCUGGCACGGGAUAACGGGCUGGCUGAGCGCGAGGGCAUCUGCAUGCACAUCGUGGGAGACCUGACACUUCCGCCGCCGUCUGUGCAGGGCGCGGCGGCGCGGCUCAUGCGCAACACUGCGGCGUUGCGGCGCCAUCGCGCAACCCUCAACGUGUGCUUCUCCUACACCGCGAGUGAGGAGUCAGUAGCGGCGGUGUCGGAGCUGCAGGCGGCAGUGCGGCAGGGGCUGCUGCAGCCGGGCGACGUGACGCCGGUGGCGCUGCAUGGCGCGCUGCGCACCCGCCACGACUGCCCGCCCGUGGACCUGCUGGUGCGCACCUCGGGCGAGACGCGACUGUCCGACUUCCUGCUGUGGCAGGUAGCGCACGCGCACCUGUGCUACCUGCCCACGCUGUGGCCCGACCUGUCCGUCCUGGAUUUUGCGCGCUGCGUGCUGUCGUACCAGCGCCAGCGGCCGCUGCAAGAGGCCCUGCGGCAGAAGGCGGCGGCCGCGGUGGCGGCUGCGGCCGAGGCGGGGCCAGGAGUGGCUAGCACGGGGGCCGGCGCUGGUGCAGGCGCGGGGAAGGCAGAUGGGCAGGUGGGCGCCGCGGCGACGGCUGGCGGCGUGCGCAUGGCCUGUGGCGAGCAGCAGGAGGUGGCGGCGGCUUCGACAGCAGGUGAACAGACUGGCCUGCGGCGCCGCAUGGGCAGCAGCGGUCCCGCAGGGCCCCACCAUGUUCAGCAGGCGCCUGACAACGGUAUCAGCUUGGACAGCGCUGCUAGCGAAAUGCGCACAAGCUUGUGGGCGUUGUGUCGGCGCUAUGCUAGCCUGGCGGCGCCGGCCUCGAUGCCCGGCGCCAAAUGCUUUAGUUCGCACGGACACAGCGCGUCGUCGCCCGAGCCACCGCGUGCUGACCCACAUGGCAGCUCCGCCGGCAGCCGUGGCGUCCCGUGCGCGGGUGAGGGCUCGAGCGGCGGCGGGCUGGAGGCGGCGCAGUGGCGGCUGGCGCGUUUCUUUGACAGGCUAGAGAAGGCAAGGAUAGCGUGGAUUGCGAGUCACGUGGACCUCUGAUACGGCGGUGGGUUCCGCGUUGUCAGGCGCGAGGAACCGGGUGCGCAGUGGUACUGUGAGUGCACGCAAGGCUGCACGGAGGGUUGGGUUCGUCCACAGCACAGCUGGGGCUGGGUAGCACGACCUCAACUUACUGAGGGCAAGCGCAUAGAAGUGUGUAUCUGGGUUGGGCCAGGCGAUCGGUCGAGUGGCGCCUGGGGACGAGGGCCAAGUGGUAGGCCGCGUGGCGCCUGGGGCUGGGGCGCCCUGUUGCGGCCGGUUUGCAGCGAGCGGGUCAGGCCAGCGGAGCAGGUCAGGUAAUCCCGGAACUGACGCCGAAACGCCAAGCUUCAGACAGUCCUCUUUUUGACAAAUUA